Messenger RNA from Dermochelys coriacea (leatherback sea turtle), 7049 nucleotides. RefSeq names its product roundabout guidance receptor 4 (gene ROBO4). The coding region runs from base 452 to 3817 and encodes 1121 amino acids. Lineage: Eukaryota; Metazoa; Chordata; Testudines; Dermochelyidae. Gene Ontology annotation, cellular component: axon; plasma membrane. The transcript has 19 exons. The record is from RefSeq and is a predicted model, not a curated record. Gene Ontology annotation, biological process: cell-cell adhesion; axon guidance. Gene Ontology annotation, molecular function: protein binding.
GGGUCCUGGGCCUGGGGGCUGGAGGCAGGCAGCUAGUUAACGUUAAAGGAAUUAAAAAAAGAGAAUUCCUAUGGCAAGGGGCUUGUUUGCCUGCGGCGCUGGCUUGGCGGGGCGGAUCCCAGCUCUCCUGCCAUGCAGCAGGAAACAGGAAGGUUUGUGCUCAUCCCCUCCUGCCUGUGCUCUGAGGAGGGCUCAUUAAGCAGCCCUAUUUUCAAACUGAAGUUGCAGGCAACAAAGCUGGAGUUCACACACACUCCCCUUCACUCAGCAAACAGGCACCAGCCUGCACCCGGCAGGGAGAGGAGCCUUCUGCGGUGUGUGGGCGAUGAACCGGGGGGGAGCUGCAGAACCUAAGGUCCAGGUGCAGCGCAGCAGCUAAGGGGCGAGUGAAAUAGAUUCACCCUUUGCCUCAAGUCCAUCUGCACUGACCGUCCCAGCGACUUGGGAGAGCAUGGCAGCAGUGCGGAUUGCAGUGCAGGGGCUACUGCUGGGCGCAGCCUUGCUGCAGCUGGAAGGGUCAAAGCCCCAUUCGGAGGAGUUCCCGCCCUACAUCAUUGAUCACCCAGCAGACUUGGUGGUGCGUUGGGACCAGCCUGCCACCCUGAACUGCCGUGUGGCAGGGAGUCCGGCACCCUCUAUUGAGUGGUACCGCAAUGGGGAGUAUGUGGAAACGAGCAAAGAUAACGUUUAUUCCCAGCGCACCCUUCUGCCCGAUGGGUCGCUCUUCUUCCUCCGCCUCAACCAGCGGAAGGGCCAGUCCGACGAAGGGGUGUACACCUGCGUAGCCACGAACCACCUGGGCACAGCCAGCAGCAAGAAUGCGUCCCUCUACAUUGCCGCGCUACGGGAAGAUUUCCGGCUGCAGCCCAGCAACCUGCUGGUGACGGUGGGGGAGCAGGUGCUGUUAGAGUGUGUGCCCCCGAGGGGGCAUCCUGAGCCCACCAUCUCCUGGAAGAAGGAUGGGGUCCCCAUAAACCAGAAAGCUGGCCAUUACGAGGUCUCCAGCGGGAAGCUCCUGAUGGUGCACGGCGAGAGGAGUGAUGCGGGGUUGUAUGUAUGUGUGGCUUCCAACCAGGCAGGACAACGAGAGAGCAAACCGGCCCUGGUGUCUGUCCUGGAAAAGCCAACAUUCACUCGCAGACCCAGUGAUAUUGUGGCCAAAUUUGGCAGCACCGUCCAGCUGGGCUGUGGUGUUCAGGGGGACCCAAUGCCCAAAGUAUGGUGGCGCAAGGAGCCCGGAGAGCUGCCCUGGGGCAGGUACGAGGUGGAUGAGGAGAACACCUUGCAGAUUCAUUAUGUGACGACGCUUGACUCCGGCAGGUACAUCUGCACGGCCCAGAACCAGGUGGGCACCAUCUUGGCCCAGGCCUUGCUCACUGUGCAGGACCCCCUGGACACUGGGCAGAGGGAGUGGCCAAAGGAUGUCCCACAGGAGAUGAUGGACGUCCAGCUGUACCUGGACAACAGCACCGUGCUCCCCUCCUCGUCCGCCGUCUACCUGCACUGGAAGGUGAUCCGCCCGUCCCAGCACACUGAGGGACAUGCUGUGUUGUACCGCUCCCUGCUGCCGGUCAGCGUGGACUGGGUUGAACGGAAGGUGCCCGGGGAGCACAGCAUCAUCAUCCCAGCCCUCAAGAGAGGCUACAAGUAUGAGUUCAAGGUUCGGCCCUAUGCCGGGAAAGUCCAUGGCCUGGACAGCAACAUCAGACAUCUCUGGAUCCCGGAGGAAGUGCCUAGCGCAGCUCCUCAGCAUGUCACCAUUAGGGCAGUGGAGGAUGGGAAUGGCACAGUGCUCAUCAGCUGGGACCCCCCUCCCCAUCCCUCAGACAACGGCGUCAUCCGGGGCUACAAGGUCUGGUACCUGGGCAAUGAAACUCACCAUCGCUCCAACAGGACCGUGGAUGGAGGGACGCACAGUCUGGAAACAGUCAUGCUGCCGGCUGGGGUUAAAUACUGUAUCCAGGUGGCAGCCUUCAAUGGAGCUGGGCUCGGGGUGCCCAGCAAUGCCACAUGCAUCAGCGUAGAGCCCCGGGUGGGAAAGAUGGCCAGGACCCCGGCUGUGCGCUCCGUCAGCCACAUCCUGGCAGUGAUCCGCCAGCCUGUCUUCAUCGCUAGUGUGGGCUCGCUGCUCUGGCUCGUGCUGAUGGUGCUGGCUCUCUACAUGUGCCAGCACCACGCCAGGCAUUACAGCCAAGAAGAGCAGCGUGCCACAGGCAAAGGUCUGUGCCGAUACGCCAGUGAAGACACCAUUGUCAAGCACAGGAUGGCCGUGAGUGACUCCCCGUGGCUGGCUGACAGCUGGAAAGCCACCUCCUGCUCCAAGACCUUCAGCAGCAGCAGCAGGUCGAGCAGCCAGCUCCUGUGGGCUGAGACCAAAGACAGCCUGGACUUCCACCGCUCCACCGUGUCCUUUGACAGGCCAAGCCAGAGCUCCCAGAUCCCGGCCGUCCCCCGGGGGCCCAACAGCAGCAGCCUGUACAGGAUGCUCUAUGUCGACCUUCCUGCCAAGGACAUGCAAACCUUCCACCGCCCCCCUGUGUCCAGCACCCCUGGCCCUCACUGCAGAGCUGCGGAGCCCGGGGGACCCACCAACCCCAGGCUCGGGCCCUGUUACAGGCAGAGCUUCGGCAUGGAGAGCAUAUGUGCGGGGGGAACUGAAAAGAGAGGACUGUGGAAGCCAGCGGGCCCCGGACCCCCCAGGCUCACCCUGCAGGGUCCCUGGGAGAGCAGCAGCAAGAGAGAGCUACAGCAGGCACACAGCACCCCCGUGCUGUCGCCCAGCCUCCCGGUGUACUCCACCAGCCCUAGCAGUGUGCCCGGCACCGGCAGCUCAGGAAAGCGCCAUGCAAGCAAAGUUUUUUUUCCUAGGAGAGGGUGCCAAAGUGCUGAAAACCUUCAGCUCUCCCAAGCUGCUGCAGUCCAGAGGCUCACUGCACGUACCUGGCACGUUGCCCCCCCCUCCGGCUCCUCCCACUCUGCACAGCCCCCAGGGCCAGGGCAUGCAGCCAGAGAGCAGAGACGGUGGGGAGGCAGCCAGGCCGUUCCCGGCUGGAGAGUUGCAGCCGAGCACGGAGAACGCCCUUCGGAGGGGGCUGCCGUCACCCUCGCUGCCCUACCACCGCCUCGCCGCUGCGUCUCCCGCACCCUCGCUCGGCGACGACAGGGAGGCCGUGCUCACGCCCGACCAGGUGGCUGCGUACCUGGAGCUCAGUGCGGAGGCCGAGUGCCAGAGGCACCGGCAGGAGAGCACCUCCUCCGUCCCCUGGGCCUUCUCUCCCCCGCACACCUACGGGUACAUCUGCGGCCCGCUGCGUUCCGAACUGGGGGUGGGGCCUGCCCCCGAAGAGGACGACGACCCCGCUGCGGAGGGGGGCGGCAGCCAGUCCAUGCCCUUCUUGCACCAGUACUGCCGGACGCCCUCGUCCAGCCGCAGCGAGGCCGAGGGCUCGCUGGGCGGCUCCCUGCUCAACGGCUGGGGCUCGGUCUCCGAGGAGAACUUCACCAGCACGCGCUGCAGCCUGGUCAGCUCCUCCGACGGCUCCUUCCUCGUGGACGCCAACUUCGCGCGGGCCCUGGCUGUGGCCGUCGACAGCUUCUGCUUUGGGCUGAGCCAGAGCGAGGCCGAGCAGGCUUGCCCAGACUUCUCGCCGCCUGCCUCCCCGCUGGAUGGGCUCCUUCCCUCUCCCGAGCGGUGGGAGGGCGCGGCGUGGGCUGGAGCAGAGCCCCUUCCCCUGCCCACCUGGGAGUGGAGCACUGGCUGGCUGGAGGAGAUGGAGGCCAAGUACUCCCAGGGGCCCGAGGGGACCCCUGCCGCUGAGAAGCCGGAGGGGAAGGCAGCACUGAACGGGACCCGGACCCGCCCUGCCCCUGGGCAUGGGCCAAACGGCAAGUGUUAAUGCCCGUGCUGCGUGGCACGGGGCGAGUGGGACACUGGUGGGCCAGCCUGCUCUGGCAUUGCGCUCUCUGGGUAGCCCUGGACUCGCUCCCUCCUGGGCAGCACUAGGCCAGGAGAUCAGCCAGAGCCCUUAGCGUCCCUGGGCCCUUCAGGGCAGGUCUACACUGAGACCCGGUGGGGUCUGCGGGGCUGUUUCAUUGUGGUGUAGACGUUCAGGCGUGGGCUGCAGCCUGAGCUCUGGGUCCCUUCCUCCUGGCAGGGUCCCAGAGCCCGGGUUCCAGGCCUUGCGCCCACACUGGGGCUGGAACAGAUUCCUGUCGUCUGCAGAGCUCCCUGUGACACACACCAGCGGGCACACAGUGCCUAGGAGAGGUGCCAGCCAGGCCAGACACAGGAGCACCCUCCACUCACCCCUAGAGCAGGGGCCGGGAGCCACCAAGGCUCGUAGGGAGCAUCGAGAAAAAACCACUGGGAGACUCCCCAGGAGAGAAGCAGAACGAUCAAAGGGAGAGAGACCUGGAGCCCGCUUCUCCCAGCAGCUAGGAAAGGGAGGAGAGUUCCCCACCCAGCCCAGGAAAAAGUCCCCAAACAGCCCCCUCUGACAACCCCUUUGGAUAAGUGCCCCAGCCCCUUCCUGCUACCAAAUGCCCUCUGCCCCGUAGCCCUCCCAAGUGUGAGUGCCAGCCUCAGGGCAGACUGAUAAAACCCUGGACCCGAACCCCUGAACUUCGAACCAACCAACUGCCCCAAAUGUAAACUGCACCAGCACUCUGACAGCCUGAACACGGAGCCCCGCCAGCCCCAGGGUACUCCGCUCCGGCUUGCCACCCACGGGGCCCUAUCGCCCUGACAGGUGACCCUCCCGACCAAGAAUUACAGCAAUAGUCAGAUACCCACGUGCUCCAGGCCAUGUUAGGUCUCACACCAAGGACAACGCUUGUGGCCAGUCCUCUAAUAAACUAUAUGAUGAUUAAUUACCUAGGAGAAGAAAACUAGAGAGUUAUUUACAAGGUUAAAGCAAGCGAAUAGAGACACAGCAAUGAGGUACCAGUCUUAGCUUUCCCAGUGUAACAAAGGCAUCUAUAAUCAGCAAGUUCUAUUGUCCUUUAGGGCUAACCCAGGCUAAGCACUGGGGAUCCCUUGCUUAUGCUUAGAAAACUCCUUCCUCCCCAUCCCGCCCCCAAGUCCAAGCAGCACAGAUACCUAGUUCCUUUUGUCUGGGGGGUUUAUCCUCCUCCGGCCAUGUGCUCUCCGCUGCAAACUCAGCUGAUGGAGGAAUCCACUCGCAUGCCUCAUCUUCACGGGGAGGAGAGCAGAACGGGGAGCGCUUCGUUUCUCAAUCCGGAUGUAGGCGUUUCCAGUUGUAGGCUCCCACCAGAGCCUGUCUGAUAUCGCUGGGUCUCCUCCCUCCCAAGGGGGUGCAACAACUUCUGCAGAAGAGCAGCUCGUCACACUAAUUAGUGGCCUCUCCGGUAUGGCGAUGCCUCGAGGCUCACCCUCCACCCGCUCCAAUAAUGUGGAAGACAGAUCAAUGCAGGCUGCAACCACCAGGCAUUCACUAGAGGCCAACCACUAAACGUCCUUAUCAUCCUCAGACCUAUUUGAUCAGUAUUAACCCCCAUGUGAGCUACAGUGAUUCCAGCCCUGGAUCUGUCAGUGUCCAGUAGAGACAUGGGGACCUUGGCAUGAGCUGGCACCUGGCCUGCCAGCAUCACCCCCCUCCCCCACCUGUCCAGCCUUGCACACCUGCAUGCUUCAGUGAGCAGGUGAGAUGCUCGGCUAGACACGGGUGCCGGCUCCAGGGCAGCCUGCUUCCUCCCUCCUCCCCCCCGCAGCCACACUGGAGCCUCGCCUCGCUGGGCUGGGGGUUGACAGCGAGGGCAGCUGCAGGAAAGAAGCUAGCCUCUUCCUUUUAGCGAUCACUGGCACCUUGUCCCAUCUCAUGCCGGACUGGCCUCAGGAGUGGCCACACUGGAACAAGCCAGUGAGCCCACCAGGCCAGGCCUCCCCGGGCUGGGACACUGGCCAGCCCAGCCGAUCUGGAGGCAGGUGCAAAUUUUAGUGAAUUUUGGAAUAACCUGCCCUGUAGGACGCUUCUCCCCAGCCCUGUGCAGCCGGGGGUGGGGGCGGGUGGGCACAAGAACUCUACCAUGGCUCCCAAAGGACUGGUUCAAGCAGAAACGCACCCUGGGGCACUGGGUGCAGCUCAGGGAUGCCAGUGCCGCACAUAAUAACCUGGACUUGCAAAGCCUCUGGUGGCCUCGUCCCUGCCCUGGAGCUCCACAGCCCAGCCCCCCCCAUUGCCCCCAGCCGGACUGCCACUCCCCACAGCAGGCUCAGCCUGUCCAUCCCUGGGGCACUGUGCUGUACUGCGUGCAGUGAUUAGCUCCCAGAGGGAGCUGGUUCAGCCCAGGACACUGAGGGCGGUGACUGGCUGACAUGGGCACCCCUUGGGGUGAGGGUGAGGCAAGGCUGCUUUGGGCAGUGCUGUGGGAGCUGGGGUCAGGCUAGUGAAGGGCAAGGGGCACUGGGAGAUGUGUGUGACGGGGUAGCGAUGCCUGCAUCCAUGGGGUCUGGUUGGGGAAGAGGAGAAGGUUUGAUCCAAGGCCAGGCGCUGGGCCAGGUACAUUUUGGCCCGGAUCCUCGAGGCUCUGGUGCGUCCUGCACUGCGGCCUUCCGUUCCCGGGUAGGCGUCUCUCGGCUCCUGGCCAUCAUCCCGGAGCGGGUGGGGCUUGUUCUCCCGCUGCACAGUGUGGGGUGCCUGGGGAGGGGAAGUGAGGCUGUGCCCAAGCUGGAAGAGACACAAUGUCUCCUGGCCCCGCUGCCCUUGGCCCGUCGCUGAGUGCUCUGUGCAGGCAGUAGGACAGACCUGGCCCUUCCAGCCCCUCAACCUGCAGCUUUGCCUCUGGGCAUGCCCCUGCCCUGUGCCACUUGGAGAUGCCAUGGCCCUGCGUGGCAAGCCCUGCUGUCGUGCCCAUCUUGCGAGGAAACAAGCUCGUUUGCCAGGGGCUCAGAGCGUCCCUUGUUACCAGCACCUGACUCCCAAACAGGCCAGCGGGUUUCUUUCCUCCGAUCCCCCCUGGGCAGACCAGGCCUGGCAUGGGGACCUGGUCUGCCCGUGGACGGCAGAGUCACGCUCUGAUCCUGUUCAGCC